GCUGCGCUGGUCAAGGUCGGCGGCAUUGUGUUAUCGGGAGAUUCUGCGAGCUGGUGGGGAGGAGUAUUGACAAUAGGACAAUGUACACACGACGGCGUGAGUGGAAGAAUGACCCGAUGUCGCUGCCGCCAUCUGUUAGAAGGCCUGUCAGGACGCCCAGCAACUUUCCCUUGCCAUCCGCCAGCAAAUCGCUCGCCAAGGGUGCCAUUGCCGGCAGCAAACCGCUCGCUAAGUGUGAGGGGAGCAACAACAGACGAUGGAUGCAUCACCAUGCAUGCAAUGUGUUGAGAAUCUGAUGAUCUCUGGCCUCCAUUUGUGUGGUGCAUUGCAGUGAAAUUGGAGGCCGAGAGGAGCAACAAGGAGACCAAAUUGUGGACGGUUCCUUGAUUCAUUUGUUUUGCUGGGUGCAGAUCUACGGUUGUGAUAUUGGAAGAUGAAACAAGUUGUGAUAGCCGCGGUAAAAGGUAUUUCACACAAAUGAUGAUGGUUUUUUGCAUGCAUCCAUUAAUUGUGCGAAUCGCCUGUGAAUGGGUGUGCAGCGUGCUGAGGGGAUAUCGUGAGUGCCUGAGCAGCUCGUCGCACGAGGAGCGAGCAGAGGCGGACGAACAUGAAGACGAGUGCGGAUGGGUCUUGAUGGACACACAUCCAGGUACGAAGGAAUUCAUUAAUGAAUGCAUGAAUGAUGCAUGGCUGUUUCAUCCUUACUGCCUUCACAGGCCGGCUGUGCGGGCGACAUACCGAUGACAGCGAAGACGAGCAAGGUCGGGAGUGUCCUUCUGACGGAGGGCGACGCGGCGUCGUCUGGGCGGGCAUUCAUGUCAGAGGGCCGCAUGAGGGGCGAGGGCUCAGUGACCCAUGGCCACUGCAGUGGGGAAAACACCGACGGAAGCACUCAGUCGGACAAGUGAGAAAGAGAGAGAUGGAACACACAUCACGCACGCACGUGUCCAUAUGUCAUGCAUGACAUUUCCCUCCCCGCCUUUGUGGAUUCGUGUGCGUCUUCAGUGUGUUUGUUGGCGCCAAGCCUGCCGUGUCUGACGUUGCCCAGGGCCCUACAGAUGCCACGCCGUCACCGCCCGCACUGCCCACAGCCACACCCGCACCCCCCCGCACAGACAAACAGACCACAGAAACCGCCAAGACGUAAGACGCGGAUCAGCUUCCAUGACACAAAAAAGCCACAAGUUAGGGAUGUGUGUUUUGUGUUGUCUGUGCUGCAGCGGUGUUGUGUCUGGCAAGGAUAGCGCCAAGAAGAAGACUCGACGCAAGGCCACCGCAACCACCAACGCUCGCCCCCCGCCUGUCCCACCCACCGGCAAGAUCACUAUACUACACCCCGAUUAUCGCCCUCCCCAGGUGCGAGCGACAUACCGACCCACCGUGGGUCGAUGUCGAUGGAAGCGGUGCCCAAAGGGGGUAGGAGAGCAGCAGCCUGUCAGCCUGACUGAUGGAUGUUCAUUGUUUAUUCUGUGUCCCCGACGUUCUCUCAGCCGUCCGAAUAGACUGAACGCAGAGGUGGCGUGCGGUGAAACCGAUGGCUGUCUGCAUUUUAUAUCUGUUGGCCCAUGAUACUCAACUCUCGGGCGCUGCUCAUCUACCGCAAUGACGCCCCAGCGGCCCCACAGGUACGUAAGUGAGAUAGACACAAAGGAGGUAAUCAUGAACAUUCGCUCAUGUCUCUUCUCUUUCGUCUGUCUGUCUCCGCAUAUUUUGCCGCUUCGGCGGCCAACGAGAGAUCUACCAAGCAGCAUGACGGAGGUGCGCGAAUCACUGGCUCGCUGGGCGUCUCGUUGUUGCAGUUUGUGUCUGUGAUUGCGGUGAUCUACAGGCACGAGUCAAGUUGCUGGAGCUGCAGUUGCGUGACAUCGUGUCACACGGGCAGAGAAGGUAUUUCAUGUUGAUCUCUGUUUGUGCCCUGUGUGUUGCAGCUAGUCGAGUUGCUCAAGUCGAAGCUGCGAAAUGCGGAGAAGGACGACAACAACCUCGUCGACCCUGGGCGAACAAGAGGGUAAUCGAACACGUGUUCACUCACGGCCAACGUCAUCUUCUGUGUGUGUGACCGCAGACCGCCGGAAUCCAGUACACGGCGCCUGCCAAAAGGAGACCUUCACGCGCCACGCUCAGACCACAAGCGUACGUCCAAAACUCGAACAGACAGCACAGGACACCACGCGUGGUCCUCUGUUUAUCGCUGCAUCCAUGCAGACAAUGGUUGAUGCGGCCGUGCAGGACGGCCAACGUGAACCACACACAUUCACCCACUCACAACAUGGCGACAUCCAAGUGCACCUGCCUGCGUCUGUGCGUGGGUUGUGUGUGUGCAGGUCGGUUCGGCCCCUGCUGGUGCUGGUGGCGUUGGGAAGACGUCCUAUCCUGGGGCAGAUACAGGACGUGCCGCACUCUCUCACAGGGUCACCCAGCGACCUGCGAAGAGCACGUCGGCUGCCAAGAUGCAGAUCUAUCGCCUUCUACAUCUUGUACCUGUGGGCCUCUUCGACUUUAUCCAAGCUUGGCUGCCGUGCAUGGGUCGCAUUUAUAUUCCCGGCGGCCCCACAGGUACGUAAGUGAGAGAGGAACGAAGAGGGUCACGGACAUAUUCGCUCAUGUCUCCUGUCUUCUCUCUUUCUGUCUCCGCAUAUUUGGCGCUUCGGCGGCCACCGAGAGAUCCACACCAACGACACUGACACUGCAAGACUUCAUCACACAAAAGGUCGCAACAAAACAUGACUGACACGAGAAGGCCGUGAAUGCAUUAAUUAGCACUCUUGACUUCUCAUCCGGUGUCUUGCUGUCUGCCUGUCUUUGUGUGUGCAUCCAUCCAUCCAUUAGAAACCAGAAUCCAAGGCCAACAAGCCACGCCCCCACCGCCCCUCCCAGGCCCCAGCGGCGGGCACACCCACAGCCACCAUCGCCGUCCGUGUCGAGGAAGCCAAAAAAGGUGUGUAUAUGUCUAUCGCAUUUGCACGUCCGGCCGUGUGUGUGUGUGGCCUUUUUGGUGUUGUCAGGACAAGCCCAAGCAGGAGGCACAGCAGGCGGCGCAGCUCACCACGCUGCUGGCGGCGGUAGAGCGCGUCAACAAGAACAAGAAGAAGAAGGCGUCAGCAGGGGCCAGCGGUGUCGGUGCUGGUGGUGCAGGGGUUGUUGGUGGUGUUGGGGCCCCCAGCCGGUGACCCCCUCCCUCCCCAUGCCCCGGUGUCUCCCUGCCCACUUCUCCUUGUCCAGUAACAGGGAGACAUGGGUGGGAAGGGCAUACAGAAGACUUGUCUUGUCCUCUCUCUGUGGCUGGGUGGUGUGCAGAUCGCUGGCUACAUUUUAUAUUCGAUCGCCUCAUGACGACUCCUUCAACGAGCUAGAUUGCCUAGUGUUGGUGUCACGAGUGGCGGCGGUGCUACUGGGGGGGCGGGUGUUGGUGAGGGCCUGCCGCCGCCGACGGAGUGUGUCAAGCGUAGCCGACACCGGUAUUACGGCCGUCUCCGUGUCGGUAUUCCCAAUCGGGAAACCGACCCCGACGCCGACACGGCCAUCUGGAGACCCCGUAAGCAAAUACACCUCCUCCCACAGACAAAUGUAUUCAUCUCGCCCUCUACUCCUGAUGUUCUGGUCUUUCAGGUGCCGAUGUUGUGCGGCUCUCAGCUCAAGGCGGGGCAGUCCAAUAUAGAGGUGGGCUACGGCUACGGCAAUUACGGUGUCAACGGCAUGGGGGCGGGCGGCGAUGGUCAGAGAGGCCAAGGUACGUAUGUGCAUGUGUCAGGGGACAGGCAACACGACGACAGCGACGACGCUGUGGAUGCCGCCUGCGUAAGUUCAACACAAGCAAGCACCAUGAACGAUGGAUAUGUGUCAUUAAUUGAUGUGCCUCUGUCGUUUUGUAUGUGCAGUGCAAGCCCUUCAUCGCCUCAUUCCGGCCUUGUUACACUCCCUACACGCCCAGUGCACCGUCCGGCAGAAAGCCCUCACCUUGAGAAUGAUGGUGACGAUUCAUUCUUGAAACACGCGAGCACGAUGGUGUGGGGCUGCAUAUGUAUGAGGGCACAUGUGAUGGUGUCGACACAGAGAGGCACUUGGGCGGGGCAGUGAGACAGUUGGCCGUGAGCGAGGCGACGAGUCCAUGAAGCGAGUGUCACGCUCCAUGCCCAGACCGUCAGGCACACGAAUGUCA
Messenger RNA from Vitrella brassicaformis, 4159 nucleotides. Lineage: Eukaryota; Vitrellaceae. The record is from the annotation of a GenBank genome assembly.